This is a messenger RNA of Chara braunii, 3452 nucleotides long. The record is from the annotation of a GenBank genome assembly. Lineage: Eukaryota; Viridiplantae; Streptophyta; Charophyceae; Charales; Characeae.
UGGAGGACGUAAAUCUAAGUAUGAAGUAGGCUCUUGUGGUAAGGAGCGAGGAAUUUCAUCUGUACGCUCUUGGGGUGCGACAUGGCAUCGUGUGGGGAAGCGAUGAGUAACCACGAUGGAGACGAGCAUGGAAGCGAGGUAGUGCUGAUGGAUGUUUCUCAGCCGCAUGCGGAAGAAGCCCAUGCAUCACAGCUGCGUGAAGGGGGCCAGCUGCUGACGGAUAAGGAGCAUCGUCAACCCCUGAGCAAUCAAGUGUCAGAUUCCACAGGUCAGGGAAAGCAAUCGAAUAGGAAUUUACAGGGUCCAGAUGAUCCGGUUGCCCCAGAGCAAGGCAUCCUGGAUGGGGGCAGAGAGAGCGCGCAGGCUGUGUGGCAGAAUACGCUGCAGUCAAGGGUUCAAGCGUCAGAAACACCAGUGCAUACUCAAGGGUCCACUGGGACCCUCGACGCCACCAUGCAUACGCUGAACGAGGAGAUGCAGGCAGACCAGGAUUGGGAACAGCAGCAGCAGCAGCAGCUUGGCCAUGGGGCUAGGAGGGUUGAAUUGGUGGUUUCCCAGCCACACUCCUUGGAAGACAAGAGUCAACCUGUGUCUGCCUCCCUGCCUUCUCUUUCUCUUCACCCUCAGCUUUCUUCAGCUCACUCUCCUUCCCUCCCACCUCCUGCUCCUCCUGUUGGGUAUGUUCCCCAGUUACAGCUGCAGCAGAAGCACCAGUGUGACCCAAGAGGUUUCCCUGAGCAAUCCCAAUCUCAGCCCUCGAGGAUGCUUAGUGCAGCUUCACCGUCAACUGCUGGCUCAUCGGUUGUCUCUUCUAUGGCAUCAGCAAUGGUGCCGCCAAGCUCGUUGACGAAGCCGCCAGCGCUUUCUUCUCUCUUGGAAGGGCAAUCGUCUCGAGGAGCAAGUGCCCCAGGCAGCUCAGGGACGGCAUUGAUGCAGGCUGGUUAUUUGCAAGGAGUUCCGGCAACAACUUCAGGGCUAGUAACCCUGAACCGAUCACCGAUGCCAGGCAGUAGCUCAUCUGCCGCAGGUUCUCUUCCUCUCACAUCUGACCAAGGUCAGAGCAGAAUGCCUGAUCCCAAUCGUCAUGAGGGAUCACUUAUGGACCCAAUGCCCAAAGGAGAGGGUCACUCGGAAUCCAGUUCAUGGAGGCCUGUCUCAGCGCCCUUGAUGAUGUCCACAGGGGCCAGCUCAACGGUACAGCAAUCCUUCAAUACUUCUGCAUGGGUGACUGGUGCUCCGACUGGUGCUCCGGUAGGGAUGGCUGCUGCCGCCUCUGUCCCACUCUCAGGUGUGGAGACCAAGCCUGUAAUGAAGGCCUCAACUCUGAGACCUUUAACAUCUAGCAGCACAGUUCCAACCCUGUAUAUACCCCCCCAGCAGCAGCAAUCGGCUCCUUUAGGUCGACAGCAGUCAAGUCAAGAGCAGCCAGAUCAACAACCCACGGAUGCCACAAAAGUACAAGAUCAGUGCCUCAAAGUUGUGCCGUCCCAUCAGCUGUCUCCUCUUUCUCAGCAUACAGCUGCUCACUUGCCUGGGCAGCAGCCGCAGCCUCUGGCAUCACAGCAGCCUGUUCCUCCUUCACUGCAGGCGCAAAUCAAGCCCUGUCCGGAAUUGGCUGCAGCGCAACACCCGGUGAAGGAUCUCAGCGAGCACCUGAAGCAGGAUGGAAUCGAUGGAUCACGUCCUGCAUACGUGCAUGGUGUACAAGCCGCUGCUUCAGUCUCAGGUGGUCCAUCAGCGGGGGUCUCCACUAUGCCACAGAUGCAAGGUCUGAAGACAGGUCAGGUACAAGGGCCUGCUGUAGCAAAACAGCAGCAGGUCGAUCAGCAGGCACAGACUACGGGCAACGCCUCCACAGCGGCAGCAGCCACUUCAGCAGCCAGUCUGCAACAGAAGUCUACGCAGUUAUCCUUCCAUCAACAACCCAUGCUUAGUCAGCUGCGGCGACAGGGGACACCAAGCCAGAUUCCGGACGAAGCAACGACUGGUGAAAACGCACCGAUGCAACCAUUCCCAGGGCAUCGACCGGGUGGAACCGGAUCCGUUCAACCUCAGCCACAGCUGACAACAGCAGCACUUGGUAAUCAGCAGCUCUCAGUGGGUCUUGCAACCCACCGGCAGGACACAGCAAGUGUGCAAACACAGCAGCAGCUGCUGCAACAGCGCAGUGUCAAGCAGCAGCAGGCUGGAUUAGGGCUGUCGAAAAAGCUAUUUCAAGUCGAACAGCAACAGCCGCAACAACAAGCCGUAGGGAAGGCUGAUCAGCAGCUGACAGCAGGUCUGAAAGUGCAUGGUUUUCCAAGUCAGGGACAGGACAAACCGUCCGAGCAGCCACAGGUAGAAAAGGCAGGAGAAGUCCCGAAGCCUGAUAUGCAUCCUCAGGCCCAAGGUACACCUCGCGCAAUAUCUUCUUAUCCUGCCGAUGGUUUCCAAGGACUAUCAGAAAGCAUGAGGGAUCAACAACAAGGUGAGGCAGCGGCAGGCCAACGCCAACCUCAACAUGGAGUGAGUCAGCAGCAGGGAAAGGGCCUCAAUGUCUCAGUAUCUCAACAAGCGAGACCUGUCCUGCCAAUGUCAUUGUCGAGAUUUAUGUCAGGAGGAGGAGGAUCUCACCAACAACACAAGCAGCACCCACAACAUUUGUUGCCAGUGGCCCACCCAUCUCAUGCUUCGCACCAGAAAAAUCCACGAGGCGGUUCUCAAGGUGGUGUAGGCGGUGCUGGGCUGCGUGGCGGAAUACAAGCUGGAGGUCAGGGUGUUCUGGGAACUCCCCAGCGCGACGAUGCAAGCCAGGCAGAGAUCCUAGGCAAGAGGAGCAUCCAAGAACUGCUUGCACAGAUUGACCCUCGUGAGAGGUUGGACCCGGAUGUGGAGGAUGUCCUCCUUGAGAUUGCAGAUGACUUCAUUGAGACGACAACAACGUUUGCAUGCGCUUUAGCACGCCAUCGAAAGUCGACAAUGCUAGAGGCAAAGGACAUUCUCCUUCACUUGGAGCGAAACUGGCACAUUGUUAUUCCUGGGUUUGCUGGGGAGGAAUACCGACCUUAUCGUCGGGCACCUGUCAGUGAGGCGCACAAACACCGGCUGUCGCUUGUGAGAAAGUCACAGAGCAUGCACACGCACCAUGAUGGAACCGCGGGAGCCAAAGUUCUGGGUUCCUUGGGCGCUACCGGGGGGGGCGGUGGGGGCGCAGCUGGGGUUACUCCCUCCUUGGUUCCAUCUCUAGGAGGAGGCGGCGGAGGAGCUAGUGGCCCCAGUGCGGGCGCUUCUCCUCCUGGAAAAUCUUUCCAGGGCGGGAUGGGCGAUGUGCACACCUCUGGAGGCGCAGUUACCAAGUCUCUGUCGCCUGCUGCAAAGGUGGCUCGUUUAUCUUGAGUACAUCAUCCAUGUAGACCAGGAGAGAGAGAGAGAGAGAGAGAGAGAGAGAGAGAGAGAGAGAGAGAGAGAGAGAG